Anguilla rostrata (American eel) is the source of this 2935-nucleotide messenger RNA. It is a transcript of the gene get4, whose product is annotated as guided entry of tail-anchored proteins factor 4. The record is from RefSeq and is a predicted model, not a curated record. NCBI's taxonomy places the organism in Eukaryota, Metazoa, Chordata, Actinopteri, Anguilliformes, Anguillidae. Gene Ontology annotation, molecular function: protein binding. The transcript is spliced from 9 exons. The coding region runs from base 68 to 1060 and encodes 330 amino acids. Gene Ontology annotation, biological process: protein insertion into ER membrane. Gene Ontology annotation, cellular component: cytosol; BAT3 complex.
CCGUUUUCUUAACGCUCACUCUUCCCUGUGACGCGGUGUGGUUGGUCUGAGCAGCUUGGAACAAACAAUGAUGUCGGAGCAGGAGGCUCUGAAGUGCUCCAGCGCAAGGAACCGCGGGGGAGUACAGCGGGUUGAAGGGAAACUGCGAGCUAGUGUGGAAAAGGGUGAUUACUAUGAAGCGCAUCAGAUGUACCGGACCUUAUUCUUUAGGUAUAUGUCACAGGCAAAGCAUGUGGAGGCCAGGGAGCUGAUGUACAGCGGGGCUCUGCUCUUCUUCAGUUAUAAUCAGAACAGUGCGGCGGAUCUCUCCAUGCUGGUCCUGGAGUCCCUCGAGCAGUCCGACGCCAAGGUAGCGGACGACAUUUUAGAGCACCUGGCCAAGCUUUUCAGCUUGAUGGACCCCAACUCCCCCGAGCGGGUGGCCUUCGUGUCCCGGGCACUCAAGUGGUCCACCGGGGGCUCUGGGAAACUGGGGCACCCCAAACUGCACCAGCUGCUGGCUGUGACGUUGUGGAAAGAGCAGAACUACAGCGAGUCGCGCUACCACUUCCUGCACUCCUCAGACGGAGAGGGCUGUGCCCAGAUGCUGGUGGAGUACUCGGCGGCGCGCGGCUUCCGCAGCGAGGUGGACAUGUUCGUGGCGCAGGCCGUGUUACAGUUCCUCUGUCUAAAGAACAAAAGCAGUGCGUCGGUGGUGUUCAGUACCUACACACAGAAGCACCCGUCCAUAGAGAAGGGCCCCCCGUUUGGUCAGCCCCUGCUCAACUUCAUCUGGUUCCUGCUGCUGGCGGUGGACGGGGGGAAGUUAACAGUCUUCACAGUGUUGUGUGAGCAGUAUCAGCCGUCGCUGAAGAGGGACCCCAUGUAUAACGAGUACCUGGACAGGAUAGGACAGCUUUUCUUUGGAGUGCCGCCCAAACAGUCCUCUUCCUACGGCGGCUUAUUGGCUCGCCCUCUCUUCCGUCUCCCAGGAAACCUCCUCAACAGCCUGAUGGGGUCCGGAGAGGAGGAGGAGGGCGAGGAGGCGCAGGAGGACAGCAGUCCCAUCGAGCUGGACUGAGGGCCCAGGAGGAGGCGCCAGCGGCCACAGAGGGCCCCCCCCCCCCACAGCAGGGCAAGCGGUCCCCCCACCCAGUCCCCACACAUCCAACCCAGAACCAUAAAGCAGAAGCCCCCCUCCCCAAAAAACAGCCACCCCACCCCCACUCCCGGCACCGCCUGGCCUGGGCCGGGUCGGAAUGCCAAAAAAAAAAAAACAGAACAAAAAAGAAAAAGGAAAUUCAAACAAAAAGACCUUAUUCUUUUUUUUUUUGAAUGAAUGAUAAUUAUAUUUUAUUCCAGGUUAUUUUUACGUGUUUCUCCAUUGUUUUUUUUUUGGGACUCUUUAGUUCUGUCGUAUGUUUGGUUUGCGAACGGGAAAGAGAGGGGCGGCGUGGGCGGGCGGCUGCGGUCAGUUCUUUCCGGACUUUUCCUUCUCACCUCGCAGGGACGAAACGCAGGAGCACCACACGGCGUCUGCUGCUGCUUCUUCAAUCGCUUGACGUUUCACACUCGCCGUGCUCCAGUGGCCACCGGGGGCAUCUGGGCGUGGCGCACGGACCCGCUCUGUCCCAUUAGCGCACCGCUUCAUGUUUUUUUUUUGGGGGGGCGGGUGUGACACAGACCAGGCCUGUGGGCCAUCUUCCAGUGGGUGUAUUAAUAAUAGUAGUGGUAAUAACUUAUACUCUUUGUAAAUGUACAUUGACAUCUUGAACACUUAGGGUGGGCGUGCUGGACUGCAUAGGGAUGGGUUCACUUGGAGACAAGUCUGAUUGCAGUUAAACUUGCAACAGUGUAGCCAGGCUUGACUGCUGCUCCGUUACUGUGUGUAAGGGUGUGUGUGUGUGUGAGAGUGAGUGUGUGUGUACAGGUGUGUUGCUGGGUCACAUAAGCAUUUAUGUAAGCGAUUGUGUGUGGCAUGCUCCUGUGAAAGCAACUGAAUUCCAGCGUUGCUGCUAGCUUGCGCUUGUCAUACACUUGUCUCCUCCUCCUACAUUGUCCAGUUAAGGACUGCUCCUGGUUUUUUUUUGUGUUGCGAGCUGAGAGUAUGGAAUUGAAAGGUGUAAUUUGCCUGCCCCCAUUCACUCUGUUAUGCUUCUUAAGGGGACUUGCACCUGCCCCACAAGGAGAGCAGAAAAUCAUUCUGUUUGCUGUGGCCUCAUAUCACAGGCCAGCGUGUAGAAACCACCUGUUUUUCCAUUUACUGCUCAGUUCUUUCAGAUGGAAAGUGAGCGCCUCACAAUUUGAUACUAGGUAAUUGAAAAUUCCCCGUAUCCAGCAAGACAAAGGAACGGUCUUGCAAAAAUUCAGUAUUCCAGAGGGGGAGGCCUAUGCUUGUGCACUUCCAAAACAUGCCGUUUUAAAGUGUGGAUUUUAAAAAUAGGAGUUCUGGUGAAGGUUGGUUUGUGUGUGUGUGUGUGUGUAAAUACUGUACUGUCUACAAUAAGUCUGAGGACAUGCCCUUAACACAUUAGGACCAGAGACUCCUUGUCCGGAACACCCAGCUGCACCCUGGAGUUUGUAUUGGUCAAGAUAAGAAUGACAUCACAAUAAAACUAUCUGACACUACUGAAGUCUCAUGAGAAGAGUGUAACACCUUAAAUGUUUCUAUUUUGGUUUCGACAUCGACAACCCCCAACAGAGCCUGGACAGGCUGAUUACCCUUACGUUAGCCUGGAAUGUAUUCCUGUGUGUAUCGGAGCUGUGCACGCAGAAUGUUUGACGAGGAGAGUGACUGCGCGUUGGGCGAUCUUUUCCCUUUGAGUUCCAAGGGACUCGGAAGCCUACGAACCAGCAUGUUGGUCUUUUUUUCCUGUUUUUGUUUACUUGAUUUGGAAUGCCAAGGGGGUUGUUUGUUAAAUGAUUUACUAAAUAAGGAAAUAAAUGUUAUGGCUGA